Molecule: messenger RNA, 654 nt
Organism: Entamoeba invadens IP1
Lineage: Eukaryota; Evosea; Mastigamoebida; Endamoebidae
Product: GTP-binding protein YPTC4, putative
Exons: 2
Coding region: 1-654 (217 amino acids)
Cellular component (GO): Golgi apparatus
Molecular function (GO): GTP binding; GTPase activity
Source: RefSeq, a predicted model, not a curated record
AUGACAUUUCAGUGUUGUGGUGGUAAGUCAGAGACCAAAAAGAGUGAUGCCCCUUUAUGUGUAGUCGAUGCAAACACAAUUUCAAGUUCUGCAAUUGUUGAGCCAACAAUCGACCACAUUUUUAAGUACAUCAUUAUAGGGGAAGUAUCUGUGGGGAAGUCAUGUUUACUGCUUCAGUAUGAAGAUCAUCGUUUUCAACCAAUUUAUGACUUGACAAUUGGCGUCGAAUUCGGUACAAAAAACGUCCGAAUUCAAGACACAACGGUCAAACUCCAACUGUGGGACACGGCGGGGAGUGAACGGUUCAGAAGCAUCACAAGAAGUUAUUACCGGGGGGCCGUUGGUGUUAUAAUGGUCUAUGACGUGUCACGCAGUGAUAGUUUUAGUAAGAUCGAUGAAUGGGCGGAAGAAGUAAAGAAGUACAAUAAUGGUAAUUACAUCAUGAUGCUUGUUGGGAACAAGUGCGACAUAGUCGAGAAGGUGAUUUCGACUGAAAUGGGAAAGAAAAAAGCCGCGCAACUGAACGCGUCGUUUUACGAAACAUCUGCGAAGACCGGAGAAAACGUUGACAAAGUCUUUGACAAACUCACAGAAGACGUGUUAAGGGAUGUGAGGUCGGGAAAAAUUAUUCUCGAGUCAGAGACAAAGUAUUAA